CGCACGGUUUCCGGCGGGCCGUGCUGAUGGCGUCCGGGCUGGAGAGGGAGCGGAGCCGGGAGCAGCGGGAGCAGGAACAGCGGGAGGCGCUGCUGGCCCAGGUCAAAAUUAAUUAUGAAAAGGAGAAGUGCAAGCUGCUAAAACAUCCACAAGGUGAAGAUAUGUGGAUGCUUGCUGAUGUGAGUGAACGUGUGGAACAACUGGAAAAGGAACAUUCUGUGCAGAAAAAAAAGAAAAAGGAUAAGCAUUCAAAAAAAGCCAAGAAAGAAAAGAAGAAAAGUAAGAAACAAAAAUCUGAAAAGAAGGAUGACUUAUCUGAUAGUUCUUCGGAUUCUUCAGUUGAAUGGGUUGAGUCAAAUGUGUCACAGUCAGAUGACACAGAAAAGGCUGGGAAGGUCAACAAGCAACCAGAUGCUGUGAAAGAACCCUCGCUGCAGAGAGAAGAAUGGAUGAAUUUAGACUUCAUGUCAUUGAAAACAACGUCAGUAGCAGCUGUCAAAGGUGAAAGACACAAAGAAAAAGUAUUGGAACGACAGAAAGCUCAAGAACUUGAGCAGGCCAUGCUGUCUGAGAGAGAACUUAAUCCCUAUUGGAAAGACGGUGGUACAGGUUUGCCACCAGAGAAGUAUGAAGAAGCUUCAGUCAAGAAAGUUACAGUGGUAGAAGAUGCUGGAUUAAGUUGGCUGCGAAAAUCAUACCAAAGGAUGAAAGAGCAGGCUGAGAGAGAGAAACGAAAUUUUGAGGAAAUUGUAGCUGAGAGAUAUGGGUCCGUGGAGAUAUUUCAGUCACGAUUAGAAGAAGCUGAAAGAGCUGCAUCCAGAAAGGAAAAUUAUCAAAGAAGUGGAAGGUGGAGGAAAACUGACUAUUCAGAAAGUGAGAGAGAGAAGAAAGAACAGCAUAUUGAAAAGGCAACACGAGAUGAAGAUGAUAGAAACAGGAACACGUUUGGGGGCCAUACUAGGGAGAAGGAUGGCAAGGGAUGGGCACAAGAGGACAAAGAUUACAAAAGAGGUAUGUCAAGAAGAGACCAAGAAUGUGGACACAGGAGCGUGGACUCCCUAUUAAGGGGCUACAGCUCCAAAGGAGAAAAAUACUCCAGUGAAAAACGAAAUCAGGAAAAGGGUUCAUCUUUAAGCAAUAUGAAACACAAAUUUUUGAAACCCUCUGAAGAUGAUUCAUCGUCUUACAGUGCACCUAGACACUACAAGUCAGAGCAGUCCUCUUCCAAACUGCCUGUUCAUAGCUCUUUGAGCAGUCGUUUCCAGAAACCUGAAGAGGAUAGUGCUGUGUGGACCAAAACACACCGUGAAGAUAGCAAUGAGAAAUUACUAUCUGAUCAAAAAUCAUCAGGUACUAGGGAACAAACUGAUGGCAAUAGUUGGGAAAGAACUCCAAGUGAUGAAAAAGAGAAGUUGCGACAGGAGUACCCAGGCGAUAUCUCUGAGAAGAAACAGAUGUUAUCUGACAGUAAAACAUCAUGCUCUAGAUCAUCAAAGGAUGAGCCGCCUCGGGUCCUUAGUGAAGAGGAGAUGAACAGACUGGGAGCGAAGAUCGUGAAAGCAGAACUCAUGGGAGACAUGGAAUUGGCUUCAAAACUUCAGGCAGAACUUGACAAUGCUCGCAAGUUGAGAGAGACUCAAAAACAGAUUCCAGCAAAGGCUGGCAAAGAGGCUUCAAGCCGUCAAGAAGAUGAACAAGUGGUCCUUGUCAGAACAGAUGAGAGUGGAAUGGCAUGGCCUGUAACUGGACCAGCUGAACCACAAGAGGCAAAAGGAGGACGGAGAAAGCGACAGAUGGUCCCUACUCAUGUAGAUAAAGAGAGAGUACGGUAUUUUCAGGAUGAUGAUAAUACGGACCUGAAGGAUUUGGUCAAAAACGAGAAGAUGAGGACAGCAGAGGAUCAAAACUCACUGUUCAUGCGUAUGGCAUCAAAGCUCAUGGAAAAAACUGACAGAGACUACUACACUCUGGAUGACAUGUUUGUUUCCAAAGCAGCCAAAAGAGCACGUAGUGGGGAAGAGGAAGAAAUCCAAAGAAGAAAAGCAAUACAGGAGCACCAGCAGCUUGCUGCACGCAUGGAAAAGUGCCCAUAUUGUUUUGAUAGCAGUGCACUUUCUAAACAUCUUAUUAUUGCAAUUGGCACCAAGGUGUACUUGUCUCUACCAAGCAACCAGUCCCUUACUGAAGGUCACUGCCUGAUAGCCCCUCUACAGCACCAUACUGCAGCCACUCUUUUGGAUGAAGACAUCUGGGAAGAAAUCCAGAUGUUCCGAAAUGCAUUGGUGAAAAUGUUUGAAGCUAAAGACUUGGACUGUGUGUUCCUAGAAACAAACAUGAGUAUGAAGAAACGGUAUCAUAUGGUAUAUGAAUGCAUUCCUCUUCCAAAAGAAGUAGGAGAUAUGGCUCCAAUCUACUUUAAGAAAGCUAUAAUGGAGUCUGAUGAAGAGUGGUCUAUGAACAAGAAGUUAAUUGAUCUUUCUUCAAAAGACAUUCGGAAAUCUGUUCCUAAAGGAUUACCAUAUUUUUCUGUGGACUUUGGCCUUCAAGGAGGAUUUGCUCAUGUGAUUGAAGAUCAACACAAUUUCCCUCAUUACUUUGGGAAGGAAAUUAUUGGUGGCAUGCUGGACUUGGAACCGCGGCUCUGGAGAAAAGGAAUCAGACAGAACUUUGAAGAACAGAGGAAGAAGGUGUUGCAGUUCGCACAGUGGUGGAAACCAUAUGACUUUACCAAAAAGAAAGAAUGAGAACAACCCUGCAGUCAAGAACUAUAUAAGCCAUAAAUUACCUUAAUGGAUACUUCGUAUGUUAAGAAUAACAUCAAUGUGUUGUGUAUUGCUAAUAUAUUUUAAAACAUAGGAUAAUGUUUAAUUGCUGAUUAUCUGUUUCUGGUUUGGACACUGUGGAUCACAUGAACCUGCAAGCCUGACAAACCAGAAUUGUACAGUGGAUUUAGUUUUUCCUUUUUCAGCUGAGACACAAGAAUAAUAUCCUUGUGGCCAUUGGAGUUCUUAAAAAUGUAACUUUUACUUUUGGAGUUUUUACAAUCUUUGAGACAACUGAUAUUUUUUUAUAUUGUAUUUAGCCAGUGCUGAAUUAUCAUGGUGACCUUCUGUAGAAAAUGGUGUACAUUUUAAGAACAUUUUGAUUAAAACAAAUACAUUGUUGUGGAAGAAAACUGUACACAAAAUGAUUUUCUGAUUCUGAGUCCUUGUGGUCUUUAAGUUGCAGUCAUUGCAGUAUCAUAAACAUUCACAAAGGAUGUGAUUGAUAAA
Messenger RNA from Lepidothrix coronata (blue-crowned manakin), 3272 nucleotides. It is a transcript of the gene CWF19L2, whose product is annotated as CWF19-like 2, cell cycle control (S. pombe). Gene Ontology annotation, biological process: mRNA splicing, via spliceosome. Bases 27 to 2744 code for a protein of 905 amino acids. Lineage: Eukaryota; Metazoa; Chordata; Aves; Passeriformes; Pipridae. Gene Ontology annotation, cellular component: post-mRNA release spliceosomal complex. The record is from RefSeq and is a predicted model, not a curated record. The transcript is spliced from 18 exons.